Molecule: messenger RNA, 2366 nt
Organism: Prorocentrum cordatum
Lineage: Eukaryota; Dinophyceae; Prorocentrales; Prorocentraceae
Source: the annotation of a GenBank genome assembly
ACAGGUGCCGAGCACGGGCCCCUCCCCCUCCCCUCCCCCUCCUUUGUCCGUCCCCGUCGCCCGUAGCCGUUCUGGUUCGAGCAGGGGUUUAGCUCAACCAGGACACCCUCACGACACCCUCACUCCGUUCGCCGCCACUCGCGAUGCCGGAGCCGCAGCCGCGACGCAGCCGCGACAGGCGCAGCCGACCCAGAGCCCCGGCGCGCGAGCGGUCCCGGAGCCGCAGCCGCGACCGGCGGGGCCGCCGUGACAGCGGCCGCAGCCGCGAGCGCUCCGGCCCGCACUCUGGCCGCGGUGAUGGCGCCCCUCGCGCCCCUCCCGCACCCGCCGCUGCUGCCGCAGGGCGCGGCCCGACUAAAAAACCGAUGAAGGGCUCAGCAGAGCCGGCCGCCGGCCCGAGGAAACCGACGACUGGCUCAGUAGAGCCGGCCGCCGACGCAGCCGCCGGACCUUCUGGCGAACAACAGCUUCUCCAGCGGCAGACGCAGGCCUGGCUCCAGUACCAGGCGCUCCACCAAGCGGCGCUCGCAGCGGCGCUGGCGGCACCCCCACGCGGGCUCGACUGGACGACGCCGGGCUUCCAGACGCCGCCGCCGCUGGCGGCCGGAACGAAAGGGGGCGCCGCCGCUGCUUGGCCAACGGCGCCCUCGCAGGGCGACGGGGCUGGCACCGCCGCCGCUGCUUGGCCCGCCUCGGCUACCGCCGCCGGCUGGCUACCGACGGCUCCGACAGCGCCAGCGCCCUCGGCAGGGCUUGCUACAGGGGCUCCGCCUGGGAAGCCCGGCGCCGCCGCCGGACCGGAGCACUGGGCGGCCACGGCGGCAGCGGCCGCCGCCACCGCCGCCUGGCCCGGCACGGCGCACGCAGCACCAGGCGCGCUCUCGACAGGGCCAGCGACGGGGGCGCACGCGGCCGCGAAGCCCGGCGCCGCCGCCGCCGCCGCCUGGCCCACAGCCGCGCCCCUGCCGGGGGUGGUGGUGGGCACGGCUGCCGCCACCGCCUGGCCGGGCACGCUGCCCGCGCCUUGGACUGGGCUUGCCGCUGGCGCGCCCCCACCCACGCCCGGCGCCUGGACGGGCAGCACGGCGCCCGCAGCAGCAGAAGCGCCCUGUGCAGGGCUUGCUGCGGAGGCGCACGCGGCCGCGCCCGGCGCCGCCGCAGCCACUGGGCCACCGCCCCCGCCGGGAGGGGCGGCCACGGCUGCCGUCACCGCCUGGCCUGGCACGGCGCCCUCGCCCUGGGCAGGGCUCGCGGCCAGGGCGCCUCCGACGGCCGGCGCCGCCGCCAAGCCGCCGACCGCGCCCGCCGCGGGGUCGCUGCUCUCGCUGGGGAAGGGGGCCGCCGACGCCGCCGCUUGGCCGCCCGCGGCAACCGCCGCCUGGCCGGCCGCGGCGCUUCUGGAAGCAGCGCCCUUGGCAGGGCUGGCUGAGGGGCUGCCCCCGACGCGCGCCGCGGCGGCCGCCCCGCGGGCGGAGGGCGGGCCGGCCUGGGCCAGCGCGACGGCAGGUGCCGCACUCCCAGCGCCGCCGCAGGGGCCACUCGGGGCGAAGCAGGACGGGCUGCCGCAGGCGCUGGGCUUCGCCGGGCACUCCCGCGCGCCGGAGCAGCAGCCGCGCCCGACCUUGCAGACGGCUCCGGAGGCGCUCGGGGCAGGACCGGGAGGGCUGGGGGCCGCCGCCUGGAAGGGCAACCCGGCUGCCCCUUUCCCGGCGGCGGCGCCGAAGGCCACUGGACCGCCCCCGGGGGGGCCCGCCGCGGCGGCAGCGGGCGCCGCCGCGCUUGAGGACGGCGCGGGCUUCACGGAGUGCUUCGCGGACGCCGUCCGGGAGGCCCUCGACCGCGUCGAGGCCGACGGGGCUGAGCCGCGGGACGCGGUGGAGGCGGUCGCCGCGAUCGUCCAGAGGGCGACCGCCGCUCUCGAAAGCGGCGCGCCCCUCCCCGCCCAGGGGGCGAGCGCUGAGGCCGGGGCCCGGCCGGCAGCAGAGGGCCCGCCCGCGCAGGAGGUGGAGUUCGCGGGGAAAGUGGAGAGCCAGCUGGGAAUGGCACGGCGCCUGGCCAGCUUCGGCACCAUCCAGGUCCGCGUAGAGACGGUCGAGCGCGAGGCCGGCCGGAUCUUUCACAGGGCCCAGCCGGGGGAGUGGACGGCGUCCGAAGGCGGGGACGACCGGAAAUGGGUGUUGCGCCUGCGCAUCCCGUCCAGGGCGACGAAGAGGGUCAUCACCAAGGUGAGCGUGCAGGCCGACGCCUCUACAGGCGUCCUGCACUGGAUCGCCGCCUUCGGCGCCGUGUCCCGGGUCAGCGCGACGCUCACGACGUACAGCACCGGGCGUGGCUCCAUGCACGCCUUCCUGGUGCCGCCCGGCUGA